This is a messenger RNA of Aricia agestis (brown argus), 1182 nucleotides long. RefSeq lists its product as uncharacterized. The record is from RefSeq and is a predicted model, not a curated record. The transcript has 6 exons. Lineage: Eukaryota; Metazoa; Arthropoda; Insecta; Lepidoptera; Lycaenidae. Gene Ontology annotation, molecular function: carbohydrate binding. The coding region runs from base 158 to 1069 and encodes 303 amino acids.
GAAUCAAAUCAAAAUACCGUAUUCAGCAUAUUACAUUGAUCCUGUACAAUUUGUGAUGUCUAAAUUUUUUGUUCAAAAUGAAGAGAGAUUUAACUGACCCUGAAACACAAAAAGCGGGAAGUGUAUCGUUGAUAAUUUUACCAGAUUCAAAAUUAAAAUGCCCGUGUUCACCGCUAACAUACCAGGAGUUCUUAAAAUUGGAGACAGAAUAGAAAUAGGCGGAAAAAUAAAAGAAAAUGCAAGAAAAAUGUCAGUUAAUCUAUGUGCUCAGGAGGGCGAAGAGCCGAAAGAUGUAGUUCUCCAUUUCGACGUUCGCUUCCACAGAGACAACAUCAUAUCACUCUCCAGAAAAAAUGGAGUUUGGAUAGGAAGUGGCAACUUAGACACCAACUAUAACAUGUUCGUUCCUGGAACAGUUUUUCGGAUCGUUUUCGAAGUAAAGGAUACAGACGUUAUAACUAUCUACUGCCAAGGGAAGUUUCAUUCGAACUUCUUGCCGAAGAUUCCAUUAAACAUGGCAAAGUUUCUGGUGGCUUGGGCUGAUGUGGAACGGAUAACUCACUGCUACUUCCGCUUUGCAGGGCUUGGUGAAGGAGACGAUGAAGACAUUCGCCAUUCGCCACGCCCUGGCAUACAGCCAAUUCCAGGAAACGAUGCAAAAAGAUGCACCAAAAUGAAAAAACAGACUGCUCCAGAUUCCAUUGUAGAAUCUAAUGAAAGUUCUGAUGAUGACCACAAGGCGCACACGAGGGAAGCUCACAUUGACAGAUACAACAUCUACGACACGCUAAUGUGCCAACGGCCCACCAUCAAAAUGGGAUCACCACAGUCACUAAAAUGUAAAAAAGGCUUCCUUGGGCGCGGAAAACCCGAACAUAAGCAUUAUAAACAUUCUGACUCUGAAAGAGUAGAAUCAGAUCUAUCGGAGGGUGCGUCCAGAAAUGAUUACUCCUCCGUAGGAGAAUCAGAGGAAGCCAUAGUCGAUGCGAAGAAACGAAUGAGGCGAGGCAAAUUCGCGCCAUUUUCACAUGUCGUCAAUUUGAUGGAAAGAAGUCGCAGAAAGAGCUGAUGUUAUUAGCGUUACUAUAUCUAUUGACGAUAAAACAGAUGAAGUACCCAACGAAGUUACAAUAAAAUAUGAUUACGUAUCAAUUUUAGUUACAUUUUAUUCAAUAAAAUAUA